Messenger RNA from Magallana angulata, 9048 nucleotides. RefSeq names its product breast cancer type 2 susceptibility protein-like. Gene Ontology annotation, biological process: regulation of DNA-templated transcription; double-strand break repair via homologous recombination. The transcript has 28 exons. Gene Ontology annotation, cellular component: nucleus. The record is from RefSeq and is a predicted model, not a curated record. Lineage: Eukaryota; Metazoa; Mollusca; Bivalvia; Ostreida; Ostreidae. The coding region runs from base 76 to 8826 and encodes 2916 amino acids.
CGCCAUUUUUGAUGUCUUGUCUGUCUGGAAAGUAGAGGAAAGGUUUCAGGUUUUGAGGAAUGAAGGUGCAGGAAAAUGGAGGCAGGUGAAAAUAAUAAAACACUUUGUCAGAAAUGUGGAGAAAUUCAUAAAACAUUAAGACUGUCCCUUAGGAAAAGAGCGAAGAAAUGUUUUUCAAGGUCCAAGAAAAAACUCCAGGAAGCUGUAGGGCCUAGCAGUGAAGACUGGUUCCAAGUUGCUACAACACAAAAACUACAGGCUAAACAGAGAGAGAAGGAGGAAAGGAGCCUGUUCAUGUCCCCUGUCUCUCAGUGCUCCUCACAGCUGACCCCAGACAUUCUUAAAUUUCACAGGGGAAGGACUUAUGAAUCCUCUCCUGAGAUCUCCACCUUUGAGCGGCUGCUGAGUUCCCAGUCCUCCACGUCUAGUCCACACUCUAGGUGGCUCCACCCCUCACUGGGCUCCAGUCCACAAGAUGGAGGUAGAGACCAGAAUCUUGCCUCUGAGGAAGCCAUUAUAAGGAGUCUUGGAAUUUCAGCAGAUGAUUCAGGGAUCUCCUGGACCAGCUCUUUAGCCACACCCUCCCACCCUCUCUCCCCCACUGGCUCAGGUGUAAAGCAAGAUGUGAAUGAAGAUCAACUUCCAGAGAAAAGAAAACAAAAGAGAGUUCCCAGAGCAUUAUUUUCUCCAGGUGUGGUUAGGAAUCCGGAUGAACUCUGUCAUAGUUUAAACAGGUCAGACAUUGAAAUAAAGGUGGAACUCGAUGAAGAUACAGUAAAAGAAGGAGCUUCCAAAGAAAUACAUGUACUAGACAUCUCUGUGAAAAGUGAAGUGGAAACGGAUAGUAUGCAGUUGUUUUCUCAGGAACUUAUAACAGAGGAACCUAGUUUGGAAAAUGAUGUUGUUUAUCUUGGAGAAAAAUCUCCAAGCACAAAGAAAGAUAACUGUGCUUCCUCAGAUGAAACCACAGCAGCCGCCAUUAAACAGGAAGUGAUUGACGAAACUCUGUCUGAUUUCUUUGAUCCUCCGUCAAAGUCUGUAGGAAGGCGUCGCUGUGCACCCAGUAAAGGAAGGAAGAGAAAAUCCCUGGGUGAUUCGCCUUUGGAAUUAGACUUUCCUUUCAAGAGAGAAGCAAAGGCAGUGGUUUCCUUGUCUCCUUCAUUGUCUCCAGCAGCAAGUACAAGGAGGGUUCUAAAAGCAGCAAAAGAAAAAUUUAACACCCCUGUAGAGAGAAACAAGCCGCCACGGUCAAUUCUGUCGAACGAGAAAUGCAGAGGCUCAAGGUCUGGUACAAGAAAACGUGUGACAUUCAGCAACUCUGAUGAUUUCUUUAAAGAAAUUAAUGCAGGGAAGGAAGAGGGUGGUAAAAGCAACAAACAAUUAAAAAAGACAGAGGAUGUUGAUAUCAAUGUACCUGCUCAGACUGUUGACAGUUCGAAAUCGAGAGAUUUUGACUCCUGUGAUCAGAAAAAAGGACAAAGUGUUGAUGUUACUGUAGAAGACUCUGAAGACUUGUUUUCACAAGUGUCACCUUCUUCAUUGAAUGAAAUGUGCUCUAUAGAUAACGAGGACUUGUUUGCUAAAGAUGUAAACUCAUCAAGUUCCAAAAAGAAUGAAGAUCAUGGGAAAAUAUUAAACUCUGUUGUUGCGGCAGAACCAACGGCUACAAAUGGAAAUAACAAGAACACGGCUGUUAAUGAAACUCAGAAACAACAUUCUAGUGAUGAUGUAGCCUCCACAGCAGACAUAGCUCCUGUUGUGCCAAAAAUUUCAGGACUGAGGUCCAAAGGUAGAAAAUUCUUGUACCCAACCACCAACCAAAUUACAAAGAGUUGUCCCAAAGUUGUUUAUGGGUUCAAGGAGGUUGAAUCACCAUUCCACAAUCAUCACACCACAAGUGAAAGUCCCACAGUGGAAAAGAAUGACGGAGAGCCAACAGCUGGGCAAGGCUUUGAAAAUAAAUCAAGAGAGACUAAAAGUCCAAAAGUUUCUUCAACUACAGGGUUUCAAAGGUUCUCAAAGUUAGAGCCAGCUGAUAAUCAAAGAGAGAAAACAUUUAAGGAGGAAUUAACUUCAAAACCUGACACAAAGAUGAGUAAGAUGGUGAACAGAUCUAUAGACAUCAAAGUACAGGAAACCAAAUCAGAGUUACCAUUGAAAAAUGACAGAAAACUAGAUAUUCUAUCCACCGACAGAAAACUAGAUAUUCUAUCCACCGACAGAAAGGAAGAUAUUCUAUCCACUGACAAAAAACAAAAUGAUAGAUCUGCUAUCUCUGAUGCGAACAAACUUGUAACUAGUUCACCUCUCAAUAACAAGGCACAGACCCCACAGCAUAUCAAAGAAGAGUCUGAAGUACAGCCAUCAACAAGCAUAUGUGGUAUUAGCACUAAGACAUUUGGAGGAUUCUCCACAGCAGGUGGUAGAAAGUUUGUCAUGGACAAGGAUGCUUUACAAAAGGCUAGAUCACUGUUAGAAAAAGAUGAUGAUAAUGAUCUUGACGGCGGAAUAAAGAAAUUGUUUGAACAGGGAGAGAAGGCUGUAGAGAAUGUCGACCAUAGACUGGAUCCAAUAAGUUUACCGAGCACAGGGAGUAAAGAGUGUACUGGUGGAGUUAAAGUGGAUGAUAUUUUAGGUAGGGAUGGUUGUAGCUUUCAAGGAUUUCAGACAGCGAGGGGAAAAAAAGUGGAGUGUAGUGAAAGUUCUCUAAAAAAGGCUCAAAGGAUGAUAAUAGAAGGGAUAGCGACAGAAGAAAUGGCAAGUAAAGAGUGUACUGUUGGGAGUAAAGUGGAUUGGACUUCAAGUAGUAGUGCUGGCUUUCAAGGAUUUCAGACAGCUAGUGGAAAGAAAGUGGAGUGUAGUGAGAGUUCUCUUGAAAAGGCCCAGAGGAUGAUAACUGAGGAGGGGGAUACAAAAAAUAUUUCAAAUACAGAGACUGAAUGGGAUGAUAAUGAAACUGUUAUGCCAUCAGGGGAUAGAAAAUCAGCAGCCAAAGGUCAGGAAAUUGGUUUCUCAAGUGUGAAAGAAUUUAUAAAUCCUGGUUUAAAAUCAUCUAAAUCUACAUCACAGUCAAGUUGCAGUAAGAAUGCAGAUUUUGAAACAAAAGGAAAGAAUAUCUUCUCAGAUAUUUUUGAAGAAUUUCAAGAUUGUGGCAGCAACAUUGAUGCAGACUCCAUCCCUGGAUUUAAAACUGCUGGUGGCAAAGGUUUUAACAUUGCUAGUUCAUGUUUGAAAAAUACAAUUCCAACAAACAACAAAAAGGGUUUAAAAGAACCUAAUGUAGAAUCUGUUGACUUGGUGGUGGAAGAAGAUAUUAUCAAGUCCAUGUUUUCUGGAAUAAAAGGCAAAGUAGGAAACAAUUCUAACACAAAACCAGCUGGUCCCAGUACAUUUACCAGACCAGUCAGCACUGCUCAGCAGAUGAAAUCUGCUUCCAUUGCUGCCCGAUUUCCUCCUGGUUCCAACAUUCCUAAAGGAUUUAGACCUUUCAAGCCACCUAAAAUUGCACCUAAGGCAAAACCUCAUAUAUCUACAGAAUCUGAUGUUGUUUCAAAGACAACUGUCGAUAAAUCUGAAAGUGUUGAAGAAAUUCAGCCACACAGUAAUGAAGGUUCCAGAGAUGAGGAGAAAAAUGUGAAUGAAAAUUUUUGUAACAAAGAGAAUGAUAAAAUGGAUGAUAGUGCUGAUUUGAGCAAUUUGUUUUUGAAUGACAUGUUUGAAGAGGAGAUGGAGAUCUCUCAGAAAUUAACUCCAGAACCUGUGGCUAAUAGUGGAAAGAUCAUAAAAAACAUAAGUGAAGAACCUAAAGAAAGAGUUCAAGAAAGUGCUUGCUCUACAUCUAUACCAGAAAAGGCAGAAGAAACCACAGAAAAAAGUCUAAAUGGAGGUCCUAGUGCUAAAAUGCCUGUUGAAAUGGUUGAUGUCUUGCAGCAGAAGUUUGAUGGAUUUCAGACUGCUUCUGGGAAGGCUGUUUCUAUUGAUGAAGAGAGUUUGAAGAAAGCCAAGGAAUUGUGGGAUAAUCAGACAACUGGCAAUGAUUAUAAAGAGACUGAUCCUGAAGUUACUUUCAAAAACAUAAAAACAUCAUCAUUCCUAAGGAACAAUGAAUUGAUGAAACAAAGAGAAAGUUCAAACCCAACUGAAAAGUCUUUUAAUGUAUCACUUGUCCCUGAUCCUCAUGCACAAAGGCCACAUAGUAAUGAAAGUAUAGGGGGUGAAUUAAAGACAUUCCAAGGAUUUCAAACUGCAUCAGGAAAAUCUGUGAACAUUGAUGAACAGUCUCUGUUAGCAGCAAAAGAGUUGUGGAAGAACUCUAUUGAUGAUAGAAGUUUAAAACCUUUUUGUGAUGAAAAUGUAAACAAAAAUCCAAAAACUUCUUGUACAAAUUCAGUCAAAAAUAACAGUGACUUUGACAUGGCAAUAAAGAAUGAUAAUUCUUCGUUUAGAAAGAUUUCGGACUCGGAAAAGGAAGAUAACAUUCAUACGUCCCAUGUUGAAGAAAAAAUGAAGGAAAAACCUGUACAAUAUGGUGGCUUCCAAACAGCAUCUGGAAAACAUGUAACUGUGAGUGGGAAAGCUAUGGUGGAAGGAAAAAAAUUAUGGGAAAAUUCAUUAAAGGAUCCUUCUAUCAGUCCCUUACAAAGCACAAAAGACAAUGUGCAGUUACCUGAAAAUGAGAAUAAGAAAGAGAAAGUGUCAUUUAGUGGAUUUCAAACAGCAUCAGGAAAAACUGUAAAAGUGGAUGACAAGUCUUUGACAGAGGCAAGGAAACUCUGGAGUUCCUCUGGUGUGGAAGAAAGGGAAACUCCAACUCAUACAGUCCUUGAAAAUUUGUGUCAACCUGAUAACUUUUCACAAAAUAAUGUUAAAGAAAAAAAUGAACUGAGCAGUACUCAUGAUGAGAAAACCUUACAAGAUUCAAAGGAAAAACCAAAGAAUCAAAUUGUUCCCCAGUUAUCAAGUUCCAGUGACAUGAAAUCGAACGUUAGUUCUCUUAGCAGUAUGGGAGAGAAAAAAAUGGUAAAUGAUAUUAAUAUUCAAAGCGGUUGUCCUCUUGCUUUUCAAAGCCCUUUUAUGAGUGCAUCUGGGAAAAAGAUUCAAGUUUCAGAGGAUGCACUUAAUCAUGUUAAAUUGGAAACUUUAAAGACAGAGGAGGGAAAAGAAAAUGAAAAGCCAGUAUUUCAAAAUGACGAAACUAAACCAGUUAUGAAUUCUUCAGAAAGUAUGUCUUGUCCAUUUCUGAGUGCAUCAGGAAAACAGAUAUCUGUAUCAGCCUCUGCUUUGGAAUCAACCAAAUCAUUUUUCGAUGACAAUGAGAAAGAUGUUUCUUCUUUAACAACAGAUAGCAAGAAAUUUUCUCCAUUUCAAAGUGCAAGUGGUAAGUCUGUUUCUGUGUCAAAGAAGUCUCUUGAGAUUGCUCGGGCAAUUCUGGAGGAAGACCAUGAAAUGAAAACAUUGCGUACUGCAGCAACAACGAGUUUGCCCAAUGAAACACAUUCAAAAGAAAAAUCCUUUUCACCGUUUGAGAGUGCAAGUGGUAAAAAGGUCUUAGUGUCCCAGAAAUCUCUUGAAAUGGCCAGAGCCAAGCUAGAAGACAAUCAAGGACCUGAAAAGCAGACCUCAACACCCAAGAUCUCAAAAGUUGAUUACAUGGAGGGCGACAUCUUACCAUUUAAGAGCGCCAGUGGAAAGUCUGUGUCAGUAUCCAAGAAGUCUCUGGAAAAGGCUCGAGCAAGAUUAAUGGAAAACUUUGAAGCAGACGUUGACACACUGCCAACUUCUAGUGCUGACACCCCAUCUACAUCAUCAAGACAGGAAACUGGUGUGGUCUUCCCGGCUCACAGUCAGAAGAGGAAGUUAGAUGAGAUUAAGACACCGAAAAAGCAGAAGACAAGAGAAGUGGAGGAUGCGAAUGAAUAUGAGAAUCUGAUACUGCCAGAUGAUUUCUUUGAUGAAAUGGAGACUCCCAAUAAGAAAAUCAAAAUGGAAAAUGGAAGUGCCUCCAAAACACUACCAGGACAUGUUGGAAAAGACAGACAAAAUUUUACAGCGCUUUCAACUGUUCCUGAAGGUUACACAAAGGAUAGACAGAACUUUUAUGCUAACCCAUUAAAAUGCCAAUCUGCCAGGGAUUCUGGAAGCAGUUACAGGGCCCUUGUCAAGCAGGAGGAGGCAAAGAAACAGAACACACCUAGUGCAGCUACAGCAUCAGGCUCAAGCUUUAGGACUCCUUAUAAAGCAGGAUCCACCUUUACUGAGAGCCAAGGUCAAUCGAGCUCUGUGGUUAAGUCUGUGCAGCCAGUGUUUGUACCCAAGUCCAAGCAACAGGCUCAUUCUGCAUCUCCUCUGGAUGUAAAGUCAGGAAGUAAGACAGUGUCAAAAAAUCUUGGAUCCGUAGUUUCGUCCUCUCCAGCUAUAAGUACCAGUAGUUCACAGACAGGGAGUUUAAAGCAAGAUGUGUCCCAGAAAGCUAAAAUAAGUGACAAAGACAAGGAAGAGUACAAGAAGGCCUUGGAAACUGCCAGGGGUAAACAGGAGGAGAUGGUGAAGUCCAAGUCGUCUUGUAGCGUGAAGCCCAGUGCUGGCCGAUUGUUCCAGCUGAAGACUUCAGGGACGAGGUGCAAACUGAGGGAGGUCAUUUUCGGACAACAACAGAACAAGACUGACUCGAGCUGUGUGAUAACCUCCACCCUGUUGGUGAGGUCCUGUAAUGCCGCCAGACACCGUUUCUACCUGCCCGACUUCUACAGCGCUGAUGUCACACAGGUGUAUGUCGGAGACGGGGCUUUACUUGUUCCUGAUGACCAAGGGUAUACAGGAGUCAAAGAACUGUACAAGGCAUUCUUGACCAUAGACAGUGUCGACCCAUCCCUGAUCAGCGAGGCUUGGUUCUGUAAUCACUACAGGUGGAUCGUGUGGAAGCUGGCGUCAUACGAAGUCGCCUCCCCUGACAAGUUUGGCAGUAGGGCUCUGACUCCAGAGAAUGUUAUGCUGCAGAUGAAAUACAGAUAUGACAGAGAAAUUGACAGAUGUCAAAGGUCAGCUCUAAGGAAGAUAAUGGAGAGAGAUGAUACCUCUUCAAAGAGACUGGUGCUGUGUGUGUCCAGCGUACAGAGAGCGGAGUCCACAAACCCAGCAACACCAUCCAGCAAACAAACUGUCCUGGAUCCUGAGGUGACAGUGGAGCUGUCCGACGGCUGGUACUGUAUCCCAGCCAAGUUAGAUGUCCCCUUGCUGGACCUCAUCAAUAGGCAGAGGAUCCAGACAGGGCAGAAACUGUGUACCACCGGGGCGGAGCUGGUGGGCAGUCAGGACCCCUGUACCCCGCUUGAGGCCCCAGCGUCCCUGCAGUUGAAGAUCAAUGCUAACUCCACUCGGCCUGUCCCCUGGGACACUGUGCUAGGCUUCCAGCCUGACCCCCGCCCGCUGUGUGUCCCACUCAGUGACCUCCACGGAGAGGGAGGGAUGGUGGGGUGUGUAGAUGUGGUGCUGGGAAGGAAGUAUCCGCUAAUGUACAUGGAGAAGCUGCCUGAUGGGGGAUCAGUUUUCAGAACAGCUCAGGCCGAGGAGAAGUUCAGCCAACUCCACCAAAAACAGCAACAAGACGCCAUGGAGUCACUGUACAGAAAGCUGGAGAAAGAUUUCGACAAGGAGGACUAUGAAGAGAGCCGUGCAGUGAAGAGACAGUGGAAGGAGUCUGAGAUUGAGGAAUUACAAAGUGGACAGGAGGUGUGGGAGGCUCUUAGAACAGCCAAAAGACCUGACAUUGUUGAGGGUUAUUUGAGCGACUCUCAGAUGAGACUGCUAAUGGACUACAAACAACAACUUCAUCAAGAAAAGCUCCAGAGGUUACAGAAUGAGUUCCAGAAAUCCUGGAGUGAUGAACAAGGGAAUUCAAAGGCCAGAAAUGUGGUGCCAUUGUUGAAAUUAAGAGUUAUGGGACUGUCAAAGAAAGAUGUGGACUCCAGAAGAUCCACAGUGAUAUCUGUGUGGAGACCAGGCCAGGAAGUGUUGGAUCUGAAAGAGGGACAGAGAUACAGGGUCUUCUCAUUGUCUGCCUCUCACUCAAGAGCCAGAUACAGUCCUAACAGUGUACAGCUGACAGCAAACAGACAGACCAAGUUCCUGCCGGUCAGGGUGGACGAGAAUCUGCUGGACCUGGUGUAUGAACCCAGAGAGGUGCUUUGUGCUUGUGACUUAAAGAGACGGCAACCGAUGUUUGGAGAAGUAGAUAUUGUGUGUCUAAUUGUUAACAUUGAAGUCACAGAAGCUGGUGAAAGCUCAAGAAACCAGGAAAUUGUGUAUGGAAUGGACAAAAAUGGAGAUAUUAUAGGGAUCAAAUUUUGGGGAGGGCUUAAGGCCUUUGGACUGAAUGCCACUCUGACUGUGGGUACUGUGGUCUGUGGGAGUAACCUACAGGACAAGUUCCCCCACCGCUCCACCAUCCUACCCCUGGUGGAGGCCAACAUGGAGUUCUCUGUGUUCACCAAGUCCCCUCAGGGGGCCCCGCAGAAGAAGGCUCACCAGGUCCUGACCGAGAGAAUCAAAUCAGCAGGGGAGAAAACUCUUGUGGAAAGGGGCCAGCAGCUGGUGGCUGAACUGCUAGAAAAGAAGCAGAAGAUGACACUGGGACAUACUCCAACAAAGACUGUUUGCAGUGAGCAGGGAGAGGAGAAUGCUAGUCCAGUGCCUCCUAGUUCUGCACAGAAAGCAAAGAUAGCACAGUUGAUGUCAUACGGGUCACCCUCCCCCCUCUCCCCCAUCCCCACCAAAGUGACCCCCGCCGCCAAGAAAACCUUUAAAGUACCAAAACCAGCUCAUGUGUAGGAGCUAUUCCAUUGAUGUGUUCAAAGUUUAAAAUUUGUUGAAACUAUAUUUAUAUAGUUGUUAAAUUGUGAAUGGUGCUAGCAUGUUGAUUUUUAGUCCUUGUUCAAACAGAACAGAGAAUUUUAUGAAGUGAUUGUUAUAACCUUAUACAAAUAUGGAUUUACUUUAAAAACUGAGUAAAGUAUGUGCCAAACGUUGGAAAAUUUAGAGAAAUUAAAAAUA